Messenger RNA from Aspergillus pseudonomiae, 1237 nucleotides. RefSeq lists its product as uncharacterized. The coding region runs from base 218 to 1003 and encodes 261 amino acids. The record is from RefSeq and is a predicted model, not a curated record. NCBI's taxonomy places the organism in Eukaryota, Fungi, Ascomycota, Eurotiomycetes, Eurotiales, Aspergillaceae. The transcript has a single exon.
AAUCCGAAAACUGUGUGUGCAGCUUGUCGACACCACGGAAGCUGACAUUAGAGAAUUAGGGGUAAGGCCGAAGAGGCAGGCAUUUAUCAUUAUUUCUCUUUGUUUCUUGCCGAGAGAAGUGAGCAACCGGAUUAAAUCGAUUCCCACCAAAAGGAAGAAAGAACGAGAAUUCCCUUUGGUAAUCCGACUGGUUCGGGUGAUACCUAAGAAAAACAAUAUGCCUCCAGCCAGCUCGUCGUUUACGGCGUUGAAUUUGCCAGAAACAUUUUCUCUCCCACAAUGCAUGGAAUAUUUUACCCUUACCGCGGGUCCCAAUACCGAUCUCUGGCGGAAGCCUCCAAAUGGCGACACGUCCACAGCACCCAUUGUAUUUACGUCACUACGAAAUCCAUUCAUACUCGCAGAAGUGACCGUUAGUGCGGACUGGGAAAUGGAAUGGGAUCAAGGUGGACUGGUGAUUUUUGCUGGAGCCGCACCACAGUCCUGCUCGUCCGGCAGCGUCCCAUUGGAUUCCGGAAUGCGAUCGAGUCGUUCGGGAUAUCCCCAGAUCGCACGACCAUGCAAAUGGGUUAAAGCGGGUAUGGAGUUUAGCUCGGGCACCGUCAAUGUCUCUUCGGUCAGUGCAACUGCGGAUGGAGCUGAUUGGUGUCUUUCACCGCUCAACUUCCCCGACAGCGGACCAUCGGCCGUGCAGUCGCUGCGCAUCAAACUAGAGCGGAUCGGUAACUCUCUCUGGAUCUGGUAUCAGAUCCCAUCCGCAGUUCCAUAUGCUCUGACCCCAAGCGCAGUGAGCAGCACGUGGAAGAAGCUACGGGAGGUGACAUGGUUCUUCUACGGCGUGGAAGACAAGUUUAUCCAUGUGGGAGUUUACGCGAGUCGGCCGAAUAACAUAUCUCGCAAUAGUACCAUGUGGGAGAUGAUGAAUGGUCCGGUCUUGAGCGAGUCCACAGUAGGCUCUCAGGACUCUUUGGUGGUUGAGUUCGAAGACCUAGAGAUAUACUAACGACGUUUGGCCCUUUACUCCCGAUAAUAUACCAUCUGUGUUUCUCCGUUUGGGAUUUAAUCAGCGCAGCCACGACCCACGAAUGGCUUAUGAGCCCACGACUCCAUGUUUGGCGCCGCUGGUUAGGCCCAACAUGUUGAGUCACUUUUGUUCCCCCCCUUGAUUUACCAUAAUUGUCUUGAGGAUAUAAUGUCAAGCAUACAGAGGAGCAUGAUGAGCGUACCGGUGUUUUCC